Molecule: messenger RNA, 2542 nt
Organism: Cryphonectria parasitica EP155
Lineage: Eukaryota; Fungi; Ascomycota; Sordariomycetes; Diaporthales; Cryphonectriaceae
Exons: 2
Coding region: 69-2201 (710 amino acids)
Source: RefSeq, a predicted model, not a curated record
GUCCAUGUUUUCUCCUCAAGAGACAGCCUCAAAAUAAAAAUUGAUUCCUCCCUUACCGGCUCUCCCUCAUGACCCUGCUGCGCUCUCAAAACCUUGUGUUCUCUGUCCAAGCUACACCCUCCUCCUCCUCGCCGUCACGAGAAAUGCCAUAUUAUUCGGGGCACCCAGUCUCAGCCAUGGCUGAAGGCCUUGGAUAUGCCGCCAUAGCUGGACUGCAGAAACAGAUCAUUGCCUUCAACGAUUGCAUUAUAAGUUGUGAGCCCGGUGGUACGUACCAGGCUAUUGUUGUGCGGUCACAGGCUGGCCGUCGCGAGGAGUUCAUGUCCUCGGACAGCGCCGAGACGGUCAUCGGUGCCCUUGAGGAGCUUCUGCUUGUGUCUGCCAAGCGCGUGCACCAGUACAUCAAAUCCGGAGGCCUUGGCGGGCGCAGCCGUGCCGCCCACGAGGUUGAAGAAGAAGAUGAAGAUGCCUCGUCGACUGCAACAUCUUCUUAUCUUGGUGAGAUUGACAAAUCUCCCCUUGCGGACUCGAGGCUCACUCUCGAAACGGAGCUCGAGUCGACCUACGAGUCUACCAGCGAGCUUGAUGAUGAUGGCAGUGAUGGUGACAAUGACAAUAUGCGCCAUGGUAAAGAUCAGCGUACCACUCGUUCUCGACGUCACACGGAGCAUUCGGGCAGGCGAGCAAGGCCACUCUCGCCGCGUAGAAAAGACGCGGUACUAGAGGACGAGCCGGCCUUCUCCUAUGGUCGUCAGGAGCAGCAGCAGCAGCAGCAGCAGCAGCAGAACCCUCACCAUCCUGCUGUCCAGCACGCUUCUGCCCACCAGCGUGGCUCACGCCCGCCUGGGAUGGCGCAUAAUGCUAUGGGCUAUGUACCUGGCCUAUCCUAUGAUCAUCCUGCUCACCAAGGCGGCCGAGUUAUGGAAGGAGCUGUACACCAUUAUGGGCCGCCGUUGGCUGGUGGUCGUUUUGCUCCACCACACGUGAUGCCUCCUCCUCCUCCUCCACCACCACCACCACCUCCUCCUGCUGCUGCCCCUCAGAGAGGCCCCUCCCUUUGGCUAGCGAACGGCAACAUCGAUAACAAUAUGGGCGCUGCUACUGUCAGGACUCACGGUCCACCAGCAGGCUAUUACCACCAAUAUCAGCGGCAGCAGCAGCAGCAGCAGCAGCAGCAACAACAGAGACCUCCUCCUAUGCAUGUCAUGCAACAGGAAAGCAGCAAUACUCAUGGCCUCGGCCGCACCACCGCGCCGCCUGGCUUCCCCUUCUCCGUGCCUAUGCCAAUGCCUAUGCCCAUGUCCAUGCCGAGUGCUACGAGGCUCCCCUCCUCGAAGCCACCAUUCCCACAGUCCACCUCCUCCACGGCCUGCGGCGGCUCCAGGGCGUCUGUGUUGACAGGAUCACCAGCCGUCUACAGGGACUCUGUGAAGCAGCAGCAGCAAGAAUCUCCUGUUGUCAAAGCGGCCGUUGACGCCCGUAUUAUGCCAGACUCACAUCCCGUGGUGACUCCUCCCCACCACAACCAGCAGCAGCAUCCGGCCGCCCGAUCUCCCUCGGUCGUCUCGCAGGCUUCAUCUUACUUCUCUUCCUCGUCCAUCGCGACAGUGACCCUUGGGUCCGACACCGCAACCGAAGCCUCCUCUUCCCGUCCCCCCUCUCCGUCCUCGCCCGUGAUGAUGAAGAGCCCCAAGAAGCUGUUUGACUACCGGCUGCUCGUCAGGAUCGUCCACGAUGGCAACAAGCCCCUGGCGGAACCCCCAGAGCAGGACAAGAACCUCAUCGCCACGCAGCGCACCAUCAACUUUGGAGCGCUCACGCGCCAGCGGAUGCGCUCCGACGUGCUCUUGUACCUGAUUCGCAACCGGAGCUUGUUUACUGGGACAGGGCUGAACAUCCAAACGUCUGGCCCUGGGCGGAACAAGCAUAUCCGGGUGGUAGUUGUGCGGGCAUGGUUCGGUGCGGCAACGAGUGGUGCUGCUGGUGCUGGUGCCGGUGCUGGCAGCAGCGCGUCGAACCUGACGGGGGACAGUCAUGAUCUUACCAUGUAUCAGGCGAAUGACUUUACUCGGCUUUGCGAGAGCAUGGGCAUCUUCUCUAGUGGGAAGGCAGGGGAGGGUGGGGGUUCCUUUUUGCCUAUGUUUGAAGUGGUUAUUUCGAGAGUAUCUGCGAGGUUGAAGGACGGCGGUGACGGUGCUUAGGAAGGAAGAGGAGGAAAGGAAGGGUUGGGGUUGGGCGUAGCGAUGACGAAGUCGGUGGUCAUGACCUUAUGAUGAGAGCAUAUCUCUUUUUCUCCUUCUUCUCAAAAUGUCUUGUUUCUCCUUGGUGGUCGAUAGGUAUGCAUUUGGUUUGAGGGUUUUCAGUCUGACUAUGAGUCAAGUCCUGUGAUGGUUCGUGACAAGAUAAUGGUGGGGUUCUGCGUAUACUCGCAUUUAUUGCGUAGCUCUUUCUCUUUCUCUUUCUUCUUUUCAUAAAGCUGAUCGCACCUGCAGUUUCUGCUUCUAAUUGAACAUCUGGCUCCAAUUCAUCUAAUUACAUGAUG